Drosophila subpulchrella is the source of this 1949-nucleotide messenger RNA. It is a transcript of the gene p53, whose product is annotated as cellular tumor antigen p53. Bases 79 to 1620 code for a protein of 513 amino acids. Gene Ontology annotation, molecular function: RNA polymerase II cis-regulatory region sequence-specific DNA binding; DNA-binding transcription factor activity, RNA polymerase II-specific. Gene Ontology annotation, cellular component: nucleus. NCBI's taxonomy places the organism in Eukaryota, Metazoa, Arthropoda, Insecta, Diptera, Drosophilidae. The record is from RefSeq and is a predicted model, not a curated record. The transcript is spliced from 9 exons. Gene Ontology annotation, biological process: apoptotic process; regulation of transcription by RNA polymerase II.
GGGAGAGGUGCCAACCCUGGUGGGACGCAAAAUUUCUACACCUGCGAAAUAAAAGUUUACUUUACUUAAUCCGCAACCAUGGCACUCCAGAGAUCCUCGUCUAUAAGCAUGACUUUCAACCAAAACACUGCGUUUGUUUCGCGUUCCGAUGGUCAGACACUGCUUCUGGGAUCUUUCGAGGAGUGCUUGGAAUUCAUAGACCUAAGCAAUGAACUGUUCCAACUGCCACCGGUGAGGUCCUCCAACAGUGGCGGCAGCGGCGGAGCUUCCGGCUUGCUGCAGAGUUUCGUGGCCACCGGAUAUCCCCACCUGGUGAUCCAAACACCGGAUGGAUCCCACUUGGACAACAAUAUCUAUGCAAUCCCGGCUAAUAAUUGCGACGCCAAUAACAACGCACAAGCAUUCGACAAAAUCAAUCAAUGGGGCACUGACUCCGAGGAUGAUGUCCAUGUGGUGAACGAAGCCUCUUUGGGAUCGGUCGAUUCCGCUGUGGAGGAUGCUCAGGAGGAUAUUGAACAGGCGGUGGGGGUGACAGGAUCGGAAUUGACCACCGAACCCAUGGCCUUUCUUCAGGGACUAAACUCCGAGAAUCUGAUGCAGUUCAGCCAGCAAUCCGUGCUGCGCGAGAUGAUGCUGCAAGACAUCCAGAGCCAGGUGAACACGCUGCCCAAACUGGAGAACCACAACAUUGGCGGCUAUAACUUCAGCAUGGUUCUGGAUGAGCCGCCCAAGUCACACUGGAUGUUCUCGGUGCCGCUGAACAAGCUUUACAUCCGGAUGAACAAGACCUUCAACGUGGACGUUCAGUUCAAGGCAAAGAUGCCCAUCCAGCCACUCAAUCUGCGUGUCUUUCUCUGCUUUACAAAGGAUGUCAGCGGUCCGGUGCUGCGCUGCCAGAAUCACCUGAGCGUAGAGCCACUGACCGGCCAAAACAUGAAGAUGCGAGAAAGCUUGCUGCGCAGCGAGAAUCCCAACAGCGUGUACUGCGGAACGGCCCAGGGCAAGGGCAUUUCGGAACGUUAUUCUGUGCUGAUUCCGCUGAACAUGUGUCGAUCUGGCAACCGGAGCGCUGGUCAUGUGCGCCAGACCCUGGCCUUCAAGUUCGUCUGCCAGAACUCCUGUAUUGGCCGAAAGGAAACCUCCUUGGUCUUUUGUCUGGAGAAUGCAAGUGGCGAUAUCGUAGGACAGCAGGUCAUGGAAGUCAAAAUCUGCACGUGCCCGAAACGCGAUCGCAACCAAGACGAACGCCAAAUGAAUGGCAAGAAGCGGAAGUCCAUAGCUGAAGUUACCGAUGAAGAAGAGCAGGAUAUAAAGCCCUCAAAGGUGCGUCGGCGCACGGUGUCGUACAAAAGUGAUAUAAAGAAGGAGGAGACGGAGAGCAACGACAGCCACGACAGAGACACCAGUGAGCCCAUCUCGGAUUGGAACGUGUCGACGACCAAGAACGGAGAGUACCGCUUGGCCAUUACCUGCCCCAAAAAGGAGUGGCUUCUUCAGGGCAUUGAGGGUAUGAUCAAGGAGGCGGCGACUGGAGUGCUGCGAAAUCCCAACCAAGAGAAUCUGCGUCGCCAUGCCAACAAAUUGUUGACCCUCAAGAAAUGUGCCAAUGAGCUGCCAUGACUUUGGAGCUGACCAACAUUUUUACUACUUUACACUGUGAACCGCCAGACACCUUUGAAAUGUGUUGCAGAUCUGAGGUAUAGGUGUAAAUAUCUUAAGUUUGUAUUAAUCUUUGUUUGUUAGGCGUUUAAUAGUGAUAUUCCUAUGCGGACUUGGCACGCACAUAGCCAAAAAGAAAAGAUUUUUAUAUUUUUUAUAAUAUUAUACAGCUGUUAAACUCAGUUAUAUGAAACUAAGUAUUUAUAUGUAACACAACGAAGGAACUUCCCAUACUCUGUACAAAUAAGCCAAAAGUGAACUGAUUAAAGAGCUGUCAUGUUUUGCAAGCA